Melospiza georgiana is the source of this 5005-nucleotide messenger RNA. RefSeq names its product oxidation resistance 1 (gene OXR1). The record is from RefSeq and is a predicted model, not a curated record. Gene Ontology annotation, biological process: response to oxidative stress. Gene Ontology annotation, cellular component: nucleus. Bases 338 to 3124 code for a protein of 928 amino acids. Lineage: Eukaryota; Metazoa; Chordata; Aves; Passeriformes; Passerellidae. The transcript has 20 exons.
CACAAUGUGCUGGGUGCCACAGAUCUGUGCUGCACAUAGGUACUGCAAGGAUGAAACUAUGAAUAUGUGAUUUUCCCUUUCCUUUUCCAAAUAUUUCCAGCGGAGAGAAUCAUAUAUGUAUGUUUUAUACAUGUCUGACCAUGAGCAUUUCAAGCUUUCAUUGACCUGAAUCUCACUGUGAUAUGUUGACCACAAAUACAUUAAGAAAGCUGAAAGGGAAAUGAGCUAUUAUCAGACCUGGUGCACCCAACGUACACUCAAAGCCUAUUCCUGCUAAGUUGUCUUGCAGAAAUAAUUGAGAUCAUGGGGAGCACCAGAAGAGUCUACAUGAAAGGCCAUGUGGAGAAUUAAAACAGUGCCAAGAGGAGUACUGGCAGCCUCUCUUCUUAUUCACUGCUGUGUUGAAUUCCUGUUGGGUCAAUAUAAGCAGCCUGUGCAGAGCACUGCAUUCAUAAAUGUGAAACAAGCCCGCACCAUCAUGUUUGGCACUAAGAGAUUAAAGAAAAAGUCGCAGUCGGUGGAUAUUAGUGGGCCAGGAUGCAACCCAGUGGCAGCAGAAGCUCAGAGCCCUCAGCCCAGCAGACCCUCCCCUGCCCCGCAGACAGCGGCUCCCGAGGAGGAGCAGGAGAGCAGCGCCAACAGCCAGAGGCGCAACCCGCGGAGGAGCGACCUCAAGAGAUACUACACCAUUGAUGCUGGCCAGAAGAAGACCCCAGACAAGAAAGAUGGGCGACGAAUGUCUUUUCAAAAACCUAGAGGGACUCUUGAAUAUUCUGUGGAAUCAAGAGAUACUUUAAACAGUAUUGCCUUGAAAUUUGAUACGACACCCAAUGAACUGGUUCAAUUAAAUAAGCUUUUCUCCAGAGCAGUCGUUCCUGGACAGAUUUUGUAUGUUCCUGACCCAGACUACAUAUCUAGUGUGGACAGCUCCCCCUCUCUAAGUCCUGUAAGUCCCCUAUCACCUACAUCAUCCGAAGCAGAGCUUGACAAGGCUACAGUAAAUGAUUCAGAUGGAGUCCAGCAGAAGGAGUCAGCUGUCUCGCCAGCACCUGCGUGUGUUCGUCCUUCAAGAGUGGUAUCAUCCACCUCCGAAGAGGAGGAAGCAUUUACAGAGAAAUUUCUGAAAAUUAAUUGCAAGUACAUCACUAAUGGCAAGGGUACGGUCAAUGGUGUGCUGCUAGUGACGCCAAAUAAUAUAAUGUUUGAUCCUCAUAAAAUGGAUCCUCUGGUCCAAGAGAAUGGCUGUGAAGAAUAUGGCAUCAUGUGUCCAAUGGAAGAAGUGAUGUCAGCUGCUCUGUAUAAGGAAAUUGUGGACAGCAAAAUUAAGGAGUCAUUAAGCAUAGAUGUAGAGCAGCUAUCAGUAAGGGAACUUGGCCAUUCCAAGAAGGCUGCGAAGAGCAAUACAGAUGACACGGAUUCCAGGGUUCGGGACACGGGCAACGACAGUGCUAGUACUGCCCCGAGAAGCACAGAGGAGUCUCUUUCAGAAGAUGUAUUCACAGAAUCAGAACUCUCUCCAAUACGGGAGGAACUUGUUUCUUCAGAUGAGCUUCGACAAGAUAAAUCUUCUGGAGCAUCAUCGGAAUCUGUCCAAACAAUAAACCAGACCAGUGCUGAAUGUUUAACAGUCAUUGCAGACUCCAAUGAAGCUGCCAGUGACUUAAAGCCCAGUGCCGAAAUGGUUGUAGGUGUUAAACAGUUUGGUACCCACUUAAGUUCAGAAAGUGCUAAAAUGUCUUUAAAGGGGGGACGAGAAUCUGUAGAAAACACUGCAGAUGUCCUCCAGCAGUCUUUGCAAAGAUCACAGGGUAGUGAGGAGCACAGCAAGGAGACAGAAGUAGGCAAGGAUCAGGGUUCCUCACUAGGAAAAAAAGCAGAUAAUGAGAUGGAAGAGCAAUGUCUGGGUUGUGAAGAUACCACAGACUCUCAAAAGAAAGAGGCACCUAGUAAAGGAAAAGUAGUGGGAGAGCAAAGUCAAGAAUCAGAGGCAGAAGUUGAAGAACUCCGCAAGCUCUGGAAGACCCACACUAUGCAACAAACAAAGCAACAAAGAGAAAACAUGCACCAGGAUUCACAAAAAGAGAUGAGCCAGAAAGCUGUAUCUGCAGGAGAUGGGCGGUUAGAAGGUUCUUCUGUUAUGAAAGAAAAAAGACGGCAUCGAUCUCACAAAUUUCUGUGUCUCAGGGUUGGAAAACCCAUGAGAAAAACAUUUGUUUCUCAAGCAAGUGCAACAAUGCAACAGUAUGCACAAAGGGACAAAAAACAUGAGUACUGGUUUGCUGUUCCACAAGAAAGGACAGAUCACUUGUAUGUCUUCUUUAUCCAGUGGAGUCCAGAAAUAUAUGCAGAAGACACUGGGGAGUCUCUUCGGGAACCUGGAUUUAUAGUGGUAAAAAAGAAGGAUGAGCCUGAAACUAGUGAAGAAUUGAGUACUGAAGAUGCUGCUAAAGAGUGGGAGGUAGUGUCAGUGGCUGAGUAUCACCGCAGGAUCGAUGCUCUAAAUAGCGAAGAACUGCGCACACUCUGCAGACGUCUCCAGAUAACAACAAGAGAAGAUACCAAUUCACAACAGGCAACAAGUAUCAAAACAGACCUGGAGCCUGAAGCAUUCCGACCAAAUCUUAGUGAUCCAAGUGAAUUACUACAGCCAGAACAAAUUGAAAAGCUCACAAAGUCUCUUCCACCACGGACUAUUGGCUAUCCAUGGACUCUUGUCUACAGUACUGCAAAGCAUGGCAUGAGCUUGAAGACCUUGUAUCGGACAAUGAUGGGGUUAGACACACCUGUGCUGUUGGUUAUCAAAGACAGUGAUGGACAGGUUUUUGGUGCACUAGCAUCUGAACCAUUUAAAGUGAGCGAUGGCUUUUAUGGCACUGGGGAGACCUUUAUGUUCACUUUUUCUCCAGAUUUUGAGGUUUUUAAGUGGACAGGAGACAACAUGUUCUUCAUUAAAGGAGACAUGGACUCUCUUGCUUUUGGUGGAGGAGGAGGAGAGUUUGCUCUUUGGCUUGAUGGUGAUCUCUACCAUGGAAGAAGUCAUUCAUGUAAAACAUUUGGGAAUCACACACUUUCUAAGCGAGAAGACUUCACUAUUCAAGACAUAGAAAUAUGGGCUUUUGAAUAAGUAUUUCACUAUUUCUACAGGUUAUUGUCCCAAACCUGACAUGAAUCAGUGCAGCUUAAAAAUCCCUAGGAGCAAUAUAAUGUAUUUUACUUACCUGUUUUGGUUUUUUUUUCUAAUUUUUCAGUGUGGCCAUUAGUUAUUAUUUUUAAAUAGCAGAUGUUUUUUCAUGCUCUUGCAUCUGUAAUAUACUAUCAUACUUUUUCUAAGCUAUAGACUCUUUUACAAAAUAUUGACCUUGUGGACUAAAAAUUAACGUUAGUUACUUUGAGCCUUGUGGCCUGCAAAAUUUUCUUAUCCAUAUUACAGUUGCCUCCCAGGUUUCCCACACACACCUUUCCUGCAAUCCUGCUAGGGGGCUGCUUCAUUGAAUAUAGCUUAUUAUUUUUGUAUUCAAAUUAUGUCUAUGAAUGAAGUUGCCCUCUGUGAACCUCUGAGAAAGCUGCGUGUGGGUAUUUGGCAGCAGCACUGCAGAGAUUGGUCCAGACCAAUGAUGGGUUAUUCAAGUGGUGCCACAAAUGGAUGAGAAGCUGAGCAUUCCUUCUAAAUGCACCCCAGUACACACGUGGUGAAGUUAGAAGAUAUCCAAAGUCAACAGUGCCACUUGUCUUGUUUCUUGUUCAUGUGUAGAAAAAAGUCAGUUAAUAUGUGUUGUAGCUGCAUGCUGAUUGUAUUUAAAGAGUGUUUUGCACAUGCUGUUAAUGAUCUGCAGGUUUGGGACAAAUACUGACAAUAUUGAGCUAAGUGGCAAAGACUUACGGAAUAGCAAGAGAAUGUAAGAAUAUGAUAGUUCCAAAAAACUAAAAGGCUAAAGCAAGCAAAACUCAGUGAACAAUUUGUAGCUAUAGUAGGGCAUUAAAAGUACAGAAACAGAUGCAUCUUUCUUCAACAUAAAGUGUCAGAUAUAUACUGUUAUACUGUUGUAGCCGUGUAGCACUUCAGCUCCAAGAAUAUAGCUUAUUCCUGUCCAAAGAAAAAAAAAAUUGUGAUGUUUUUGAGUGGGUCUAUGUUGUAAAUUUACAAUUAGCACCAGCUCUGAUUAAAAUGACAUCAUGUAUCAUAGGUAGACAAUAUUGUAAUUCAGUAGACUUGUGGAAUAUGCAAACUUACUGUCAUGUGACCUCAAAAAAUAAAUGACAGGCUAGAAUACAGUUCCAGUAGCUCUUGUUCACUUUUGUAGAAAACUUGAUAAGCCAUUGUGGCAAUAACAGCUGAACAAAACUGUUUGUUUCAAAGCUUUUAUUCUAUGUUCUGCAAAAAAAAAACCAAAACAAAAAAGAACAAAAAAAUUGCUGUUAAGUGUGACAGUGACUGACUUUGUGCUGAAAUUUCAGCUAUUUCAGACAAACAUUGUAUAUUAUCUUGUAAAUUAAUGUUUAAAGUAGUUUUGUUAUUAUAGAAAAGUGUUGAUUGACGGGUUGCUUAUAGCACUUUAAAUUAUUCUAGAAAUGGAAUAAAAGCCAAAUGGGUUGGCUAGUAGAUGUAGUUGUAUAUUUCAAAAUAUUUACAUUUCUGGAAAGUUAAAAAAAAAAACUUAUUUGAAGACAGCUUACUGCUAUGGUAACGAGAAAGGGCAGAUGUUUCAUCCAUAAUAUGCUAAUGCUCAAUAUGAAUAGAAAAACAGGGCUCUGUUUCCUGGCUCUAUGUAUAUCUCUUUAUCCUUCUUAGAACUUAGUACCAUGUGUAGAGUAAAUGUUUACAAAAUAAGGAACUGUAAAUAAAUUGAAAUGGCUUUUCUCCCCUUUGGUCUUCCACAGCAGUAUUAUUGUCUUUGUGGAGUUACAACUGAUUAUUACAACAAAAAAAAAAUCCUGUAAUGGAUUUCAAGUACUAUAAGCUCACAGUGAUGUAUAGCAAAUAAAUCUAAAUAUAUGUAAAAAUAAA